GAGAAGGAGCAUGAAUAUAGUGAUGGUGUAUGUAGGCCAGUGAUAGGCCUGCCUGUGCUGUGGCUUAAAAAGUUCAAGGCAUUAUUCUCCUCCUGCUUCUAUUCAGACGGGGUCCCGUUGGCUCAUUGUUAUUCUGCCCGAGCGACAGAGAGAGAGGCAGACACAGAAUGGGAGGCUGACUGUGGUUUCCAACGGCAGGGAGCUGGUUGUACUGGGCGAGGGUUUGUCGGUGGUGUUUCUGGCCGUUUUUUGUUUUUUUGCGGGCGUGAAGGCAUGUCGAUAAUCGGCUCAGUAAUGAGGAGAGGUACUGAACGGCACCAAAUAUCUGACCCCGAUUCCUGGGAGUAAACGACAGGCAGAGAGAGGAGAGGGAGGGGAGAAAGGGGGGGUAGCGAAGGCCAUGUGAAAAAGGGGUGGAGGGGAGUUGAGAUUUAGUGCGCUGCUGGAUGAAACAACCCCCCACUAACUAACGGAGAGGGAAAGUAGCCUAAUAGGAAGAAAAGAGGGGGUGUUGUACUGUUCAUUUAACACUCAAAGACGCGCAGGAAGUCUUUAUCGUUUCCCACAAUGAGAUCUGAAGAGGGGAUUGCUGUCUGCUGUAAAGCUUAGGGCCCCGACCAACAGGAGAAAAAGACAAUACAAACGGAUAUAGUUGCAGGACAUAACUGAGGGAAGGAAAAUGUCUCGAACAGAAGAGGUCAACAAGAUGACAGAAAAUGUCUACAAGGGGAUUCUGGACCAGUUCAACCCCAGUCUGAAGAACUUUGUGACCAUGGGGAAACACUAUGAGAAAGCCCUGACAGGAGUAACUGUGGCUGCCAAAGGGUACUUCGAUGCUUUGGUGAAACUCGGAGAACUGGCGAGCGACAGCCAAGGCUCCAAAGAGCUGGGAGACACACUGUUUCAGAUGGCCGAGGUCCACAGACAGAUUCAGGUGCAGCUGGAAGAUGUGUUGAAGCUGUUUCACUCUGAGCUGCUCGCCCAGUUGGAACAGAAGCUGGAACUGGACAUUAAAUACCUCACAGCCACCCUAAAGAAGUAUCAGAGUGAACGUAGGUCUAAAUCUGAGUCUAUCGAGCGCUGCCAGUCGCAGCUGAAGAAACUCCGCAGGAAGAGCCAGGGCAGUCGUCACCCACACAAAUAUGGAGACAGAGAGAUGCAGUUUGUGGAGUUGAUGAGUCGUCGCCAAGGCGAGCUGGACGCACUGGUUGCCACCGGUUACAAGUCUGCGCUCACCGAGGAAAGGAGACGAUAUUGCUUCCUGGUGGACAGACAGUGUUGUGUUACCAAACUGCUCAUCAACUACCACUCCAAGGUGAGAGAGCUUCUGUCGCAGAAACUGUCAUCUUGGCAGCAGUCAUGUUCUCAGCCCACAAAACUCCCAGAACGCGCUCUGAACCUGCUGCGUCACACUGCACCUCAAAGCUCAGGGGCUGCUGGGAUAACCGAGGUCCUCCGCAAUACUAAGCUGGGCUCUGCUCAUCCGGAACAGAGGCUCUCUGUUCAAGAAGUCCCUCCUCUCUUGAAUGGAGACUCCAGUCGUUCCCAGCAGCAACGCUCACUCCACUCCUCCUUCCAGAGUGAUACCUGUCCCCCUCAAGGCUCCCCCCAGACUUUCUGCUCUGUCUCCACUGGAGGAGCUGCUGGAGGUUCAUCAUGCGGAGCUUCUCCUCAGCAUGCCAGCACACCCCUCAGUACAUCAGCCAGCCCCCUCCCCGACAGCAGUGCCAGCAGCAGUGCCAGCCCUGCUGCGUCCACUCCCACCACUACUGGCAGCUCGGCCCAGCAAAGCUCUCUCCUCCUGGCCACCAACACAUCCAACCUCUCCCCAUGCCUCAUCCCCUCCACGGUGAUGUCGCUCAGCCAGAUCUCCCCAAGCAGCGGCUCCUUGCAGGGCAUGACACUCCCUAUCUCCCACAGUGCUCCUCACAGUCCUCCACUGCCCCACAGUGCUCCUUUAUCCAGGGCCAUGACUCCUGUGCAGUUAGUGCACCAACAGGUGGGAACAGGAGGGAGCAAUACUUCAUCAACAUCGCACAAUGCCUGGCUGCUGAAGACCGCUGAGAUGUGUGCAACAGCAACUCUUCCAUUGCCGAGGAGACCUGUCAGUGAAAUGAGGCUGGGCGGUUUUCAGGGCUCCAGUCUCCCCAGGACGCUGCCUUUAUCUGGACCUACAUGUGUGGAAGCCAUGUUCCCUCACACUCCUGGAGCGUCGGAGGAUGUCGGCAUGGGGAGUGGAGCUUGCUUACUGCACUUCCAGCCUGGUGACAACAUCACCCUGCUCAUCUCUGAGCCCAGAGACGGCUGGCACUACGGCCAGAAUGAACGAACUGGACGGAAAGGCUGGUUCCCUUUCUCCUACACUCAGCCACACCACAGUAAGAUGGAUCACCUCGAGAGCUCCCUCUUCUUAUCUAAGGCUAACAGCACAAGUACGGGCCAGCUCGACAAGCUGGUGUCUCCAGGUUUCCCAGCCCUCACCCCAGAAUCAGAGGAGGAGCGCUCACUUCCUCCCCAGAGGGUCAGCACCUUCCGCCCGCGCCCGUACAGCAUGGCCGACAGCAACAAGAUCACAUCAGAAUUGGUCUCUCAACCACCCUCCCCAAACAGGCUCAACCCAUUUGCCCACGUCCGACUCAGAAGAACUGUCACCAAUGAUCGCUCAGCUCCCAUCAUUGAGUAAAAGUUUUAUUCCCACAGCAGCAGCAAUCCUGUUCUCUUUUGUUUGUCAGUCCACCAGACCUCAGGUUGAAUCCUGGAAACAGCCCGUUGGUUCAUGUUGAUUCGUUUCAAUUUACUUUGGAUGUUCUUUUCUGCAAAUUAAUCAAAUACACAUUGUGUUUUGUGUGCAGGAAUACAACAUUUGUGAAUCAAAAUGUAAAUGGUUCAUGUGUAAAGGCUGAUCUGUUAUAAAUAUGAUUACAGGCCAUUCAGUUUUGAAGUAGUUGAAAAAGUAGAAACAAGACCACAAUAAUAUCUGAGUGAAACAAAGUGGGCAUUAAAGUAAAAUCUAGGCUAGUUUUUAUGAAACAAGCGUAAGGUGUUUGGCUGUACCUAGAUUAGUGUUUCAGAUCAACAUACUGUAUCUUAUGUAAUAACUAAUAUUUUUAGGUUUUGCCUGGCCUAUGAAAGAUGCCUUUUAUUACUCUUACUGUUUCACAGUGCAAUUAUUUCUCAAUGUGUAACCCUUUAAUAUCUACAGUUUUGUUAUUUUUGUGCCAUAUUCAGAAGGGUGUCCUUUGUUAGGCUGAUCUAGGGACUGGCUCCUAAUUGCAGGUUGUGAACUUUCACUUCCACUGUAAUGAAGUGUUACAGAAAGAGGACAGGCUCCUACUCUAAAAGUGCUAUGAUAUUAUACUUCUAGAAAACCUGCAGGAUUGUUGCAUUUCUUGGUUUCAAUGAAAGUGAACUUUUAAAUUUAUUCAAAGUGUCUUCUAUUUUAAAACGUGGUUGUUUAGUUGAGAGAGACUUUGCACAGUGUCAUUUUUACCUUAAAAUUACUGAACAUGGGCAAUGCUGUUGGAGUGUUAAAUCAGUUAUAUCUUUUCUGCCAGUUAACACAACAUAUUCUGCUGCUGUAAAAGUUAUGUAUUGGUGUUUUAUGAAUGUAGAUUUUUGGAUUAGUUUAACUCUACCUGGACUCAAAAUACAUUGUAAAAACAAAUUCUACCUUAAAUUUGAUUAUUCUAAUGGCUGAUCAAUGAGGCUUGUUAGUUUCUCAGUGGAAUACAUAUUUAAUACAGAGCAAGUCCUAGAAAACAAAACAAAAAACAGAAAAGCUUCACAGACACAAACUGUGACAGUUAAUAGUUGAAUAUUUGGAUGGUGUUAUUGACAGAAGUGUUUGUUUGUCUUUUAGAAAGUAGCACACUGUGGAGGGCUGAACGUGUUAAGAAUGAUACAUUUGCAUGCUUAGUCUUUGGAUUUGAUGUCUUCUUGAUUCCUUUUCAGUCCCAAAUCUAAAGCUAGUUAAGAUCUAGGCUCGUUGAUUGUAGUUGUACGUUUACCAAUCAGACUGAGCAGAAUCUUCAAGAGAGAUGUGAAAGCCAAGACAGACGACAGGAUUAAGAAUAAAAAAAGUGGGAGGAUUAAGUUUUAAUAGGGGAAAAGUAUCUAUGAAAGUGAUGGAGAAAGCAGAAGGGAAGUUGACCAAUGUCUGAGCAAGUGUUAAUGGUAAACUAGAGAUAUCCAAAGUAAUAUUCUGUAGCUCUGUAAUCACCUCCAGAAAACUGCAGUUUAAAGGUGAAACUUUCUAUCUGUGCAAACUGAUAUGGUUUAUGUUCCAGUUGUAAUUGAGCGUGAUCUUUUAGCACCUUGAAGAUUGAAAAUAUCGCCUGUAAUGCUUGUAGUAACUCAUUUCUAACAGCAUAUAUAUACUUUGAGUAGUAUGGCUUCAUUAAUAAAGGUGACCGUAAAAUGAUAGAGCUAAUGCAUAUUCAUGCUCGUAAAUAGUGUUUGAAACGUGUGAUUGUGUGACUUUUAUUUGACUUCUUUUUAUGAUGAUAUUUCACUUUGGUAGAACAUUUUGACUUUGUAGAACCUGCAGAUGCAGUGAACCUCCCGUACUGGAAAACCUGCUUAUAUGUCUAUCCUGGUAUUCAAAGUUUUCUCUCUUUUGUGCAUUAAUAAAAAGUGUGCAAACAUUU
Molecule: messenger RNA, 4646 nt
Organism: Micropterus dolomieu (smallmouth bass)
Lineage: Eukaryota; Metazoa; Chordata; Actinopteri; Centrarchiformes; Centrarchidae
Exons: 15
Coding region: 680-2683 (667 amino acids)
Biological process (GO): actin crosslink formation; positive regulation of actin filament polymerization; actin filament bundle assembly
Cellular component (GO): nucleoplasm; cytosol
Molecular function (GO): cytoskeletal adaptor activity; protein binding
Source: RefSeq, a predicted model, not a curated record